AUGGACUUCCUGGAUUGCAAGGACCUAAGGGAGAGCCAGGAGAAAGAGGAGAAUACGGUUUGCCUGGAAAUCCUGGACCUAGGGGUGAAGUUGGGGAACAAGGUCUAGUGGGCAUGCCUGGUGAGAAGGGAGAAAUGGGACUUCCAGGAUCUCCAGGACUUCAAGGACUAAGAGGAGAAAAGGGAGAUGAGGGUGAAAAAGGUGGCCUAGGACUCCCUGGACUGAAAGGUGACAGAGGUAACAAGGGUGAAGCUGGUCCUCCUGGGCCCCCUGGUCCUCCUGGCUUUCCUGGAACAAUUUCACAUUUCACUCCACAUCCUCACAUGCCGGGGGAAGCUGGGCAGAAAGGCGAGAAAGGAGAUCCAGGCAUCAAUGGGGAACCUGGACCACGUGGUUUUCCAGGUGAAGAAGGACCAAAGGGACCUCCAGGACCCCCGGGUGCUCAAGGCCCAGAAGGAGCCCGAGGGGGACCUGGAGCAGCUGGAAACACUGGAGCUCCUGGACCAAUCGGUCCCCCUGGUGCCCGUGGUCUCCCAGGAAAUGUGGGAAUACCUGGAGUCAUGGGACCACCAGGAAAAACUGGUGAGAGAGGAGAAAAGGGAGAACCUGGUGAGGAAGGAAAAACAGGCCCACUUGGUCCCAGAGGUGAUCCUGGCCCUCCUGGAGAACCUGGGCCACCUGGGAAAGGGAAGGAAGGAGAGCCAGGACGUCCUGGUGUGCCUGGAUUACCGGGGCCUCAAGGACACAAGGGGGACCGAGGUGCUCCAGGCUUGCCUGGCCAACCUGGAAAUAGAGGAGGCCCAGGAAUUGGAAUAGCAGGUCCUCCGGGCUCCACUGGACCACCAGGAGAAAAAGGACCACCAGGUUCUCGAGGGUUACCCGGAUUCCCAGGUCCACAAGGGCCAGCUGGACAAGAUGGUCUACCCGGAAAUCCAGGAGAAAGAGGUGCACCAGGAAAACCAGGUCCCUCUCCUCUUCUGUCUCCAGAGGAUCUAAAUCUCUUAGUGAAGGAUGUUUGCAAUGACUGCCCACCUGGUCCUCCAGGACUUCCGGGGCUUCCAGGAUUGAAGGGAGAUAAAGGUCUUCAGGGAAAACCAGGAAGAGAUGGUGCAGAUGGGAAAAAGGGAGAUGAUGGACUCAAAGGCCUCCCAGGACCUCCUGGAUUAACUGGACCAAAGGGCACUAAAGGAGAACCAGGAGCAGAUGGUGAGAUUGGACAAAAAGGUGAACAGGGUCAUCCUGGAGUUCCUGGUUUCAUGGGACCAGCUGGGGACCCAGGGCCACCUGGAAUAGUUGGUGCCUCUGGACCCGCCGGCCCGCCAGGAAGCCCAGGAGUAACAGGUAAAGAUGGUCCUCCUGGUCUCCAAGGCCCACCUGGAUUGCCUGGAAUUCCUGGUGAAGAAGGGAAAGAAGGGAAAGAUGGAAAGCCGGGCCCUCCUGGAGAACCAGGUCCUUCAGGAGAACCAGGCCUUAGAGGACAAGAUGGUGCCAGAGGACCUCCUGGAUUUAAGGGACACACAGGAGACUCUGGUCCGCCUGGCCCUAGGGGUGAGCCAGGAGCACCAGGCCCUGCAGGGAGGGAAGGGUCACCAGGGAAAGAUGGUGACACUGGACCCACAGGGCCCCCGGGUGCUCGGGGACUAAGAGGAGCACCGGGUAAAAAUGGAUCACCCGGCUCUCCCGGAGACCCUGGCCAACCAGGUAACCCAGGGCAGAAAGGAAACAAAGGUGAUAAUGGCAGCCCAGGUCUUCCAGGAUUCCAAGGACCUCGGGGACCUCCGGGAGAACAAGGAGAAAAAGGCAUUCCAGGAAAAGAGGGAGCCUCAGGAAAACCAGGAGAACAAGGUGCAAAAGGAGAAAGGGGAGAUCCUGGAGUCAAAGGAGAAAAGGGUGCCCAAGGACAGAAAGGCCAGCCUGGAGAACCAGGACUACCAGGUCACAAAGGCCACACAGGAUUGAUGGGUCCUCAUGGACCUCCAGGAGAAAGUGGACCUGCUGGGCCUCCUGGACCACCAGGACAGCCAGGAUUUCCUGGAGCAAGGGGAGAUUCACCAUCAUUGGACACCCUUCGAAGGCUUAUCCAAGAAGAGUUAGGAAAGCAACUUGAAACCAAACUAGCAUACCUCUUGGCCCAGAUGCCACCAGCCCAUGUCAGAGCAACUCAGGGCCGACCAGGCCCCCCUGGACCUCCUGGAAAAGAUGGCCUUCCUGGAAGAGUAGGUCCUAUGGGGGAGCCAGGGCGGCCUGGACAAGUGGGCUUAGAAGGACCAUCAGGUCCUAUGGGACCCAAAGGUGAACGAGGUGCAAAGGGUGAUCAAGGAGUGCCUGGGGUUGGCCAGCGAGGAGAAAUAGGACCUCCUGGAAUACCAGGUCAGCCUGGGGAGCCUGGCUACGGGAAAGAUGGCAUUCCCGGGAACCCUGGUCCUCAGGGAGAAACAGGACAAGCUGGCCUCCCUGGCCCUCCAGGGCCCCCUGGCCCCAGUGGACAAUGUGAUCCCUCUCAGUGUGCUUACUUUGCGAGUCUUGCAGCCCGACCUAGCAAUGUGAAAGGACCCUAGAGGGUACCUAGGAAGCCAAGGAAACUUGAAGAGGAUUUUCUGAAACUUGAACUUUGAACUGAAGAGGAAACCAGGGGUUCACUGAUCUCCUGGGCCAUGAUGUCACUUUUUAUUUGUUGUGGGAGGCUUUCUGAAUGAUUAAAACCAACAGAUACUGCC
Antechinus flavipes (yellow-footed antechinus) is the source of this 2717-nucleotide messenger RNA. Its product is annotated as collagen alpha-1(XXII) chain-like. The record is from RefSeq and is a predicted model, not a curated record. Lineage: Eukaryota; Metazoa; Chordata; Mammalia; Dasyuromorphia; Dasyuridae. The transcript has 39 exons. Bases 114 to 2558 code for a protein of 814 amino acids.